GGCUUUCGCCGUUGCGACGCUCAUACGAACGACUCAGCCACCACUGUCAGGCGGCGCAGCACGCGGGUUUCUUACACUGAAAUUUCGACGGUCAGUGCAUCAUCCAAACGACGAGCUUUUCCUCGCAUAGGAAAGCGUGAAGAUGUCUUCCAGUGUUGCGAAGACCUCCAAGUACACCUACCGCUCCAGCGGGGGCGGUAGCGCCGACGUCUCCAUCGAAUACAGCGCGGACCUCAGCGCCCUUACCAGAUUAGAGGACAAAAUCCGACUACUCCAAGAAGACUUGGAAAUCGAGAGGGAACUCAGACAAAGGAUUGAAAGGGAGAAAGCCGAUUUGAGUGUCCAAGUAAUCCAGUUAUCCGAACGUCUGGAAGAAGCCGAAGGUGGCGCUGAAAGUCAGUUCGAAAUUAACAAAAAACGCGACACUGAACUGUUGAAAUUGCGCAAACUCCUCGAAGAUGUCCAUCUGGAGUCGGAAGAGACCGCAGCGAUUUUGAAAAGGAAACACCAAGAGAUCGUCGUCGAUUUUCAAGAACAGAUUGAUUCGCUCAGCAAGGCCAAAUCCAGAGCCGAGAAGGAAAAAAGCAAAUUCCAAAGCGAAGUCUACGAACUCUUGGCCCAAGUCGAGAGCUUGAAUAAGGAACGUUUGGUUUCGAUUAAACAUGCCGAAAAAUUAGAAAUCACCAUUACUGAAUUGAAUGUGAGGAUUGAAGAGUUGAACCGCACGAUUGUUGAUAUCACCUCGCACAAGACCAGGUUGGCGCAGGAGAAUCUUGAACUCACCAAGGAAGUCCAAGAUAUCAAGGUGACCCUUGAGAACGCCAACUACUUGAAGAGUCAACUCGCCAGCCAGCUCGAGGAUGCCCGCCGCCGCGCCGAAGACGACGAACGCCGCCGCUCCCUCCUGGAAGCCCAACUCCACCAAACCGAAGUCGAGCUCGAAUCAGUCCGCGUCCAACUGGAAGAAGAAAGCGAAGCUCGCCUUGACCUCGAACGCCAACUCGUCAAAUCGCAAGGCGAAGUCCAAGUCUACAAAUCCAAGUAUGAAGCCGAGUGCGCCGCCCGCGCUGAAGAAGUCGAAGAACUCCGUCGCAAGUACACCGCGAGAAUCACCGAACAGGAAGAACACAUCGAAGCUCUCUUGGUCAAGAUUAACAACCUCGAGAAGCAGAAAUCGCGACUCCAAUCCGAAGUUGAAGUCCUCAUCAUCGACUUGGAGAAGGCCAACAACACCGCCAGGGAGUUGCAAAAGAGGGUAGAGCAAUUGGAGAGGAUCAACAUCGAUUUGAAGACUAGGUUGGAGGAAACCGUCAAUUUGUACGAGCAGACCCAGAGAGACCUCCGUAACAAACAACAGGAGUUGCAAAGGACUGUCCACGAGUUGGACAAGACGAGGGAGCAGAAGGACCAACUCGCGAGGGAAAACAAGAAGUUGGGUGAUGAUCUUGGUGAUGCCAGGAAUACCAUCAGCGAGUUGACAAGGCGUUUGCAUGAGUUGGAGUUGGAACUCCGCAGGUUGGAGAAUGAGAGGGAGGAACUCACGGCUGCGUACAAGGAAGCCGAAGCUGGACGSAAAGCUGAAGAACUUAGGUCCCAGAGGUUGUCUUCGGAGUUCGCCCAAUUCCGCCACGAAGCCGAAAAGCGGCUCCAAGAGAAGGAUGAAGAGAUUGAAGCCAUCCGCAAGGCCACCAGCAUUGAAAUCGAGCAACUUAACGCCCGCGUCGUCGAGGCCGAGACCAGGCUCAAGACCGAAGUCCAACGCAUCAAGAAGAAGCUCCAAAUCCAGAUCACCGAAUUGGAAAUGUCCUUGGAUUCCGCCAACAAGACCAACAUCGACUUGCAGAAGACUAUCAAGAAGCAGUCGUUGCAACUUACUGAACUCACGGCGCAUUAUGAUGAAGUCCAAAGGCAAUUACAGGUUACCCUAGACCAACUUAGUGUAUCCCAGAGGAAGAUUCAAGCGCUGACUGCUGAAGCCGAGGAGAUUAGAGGCAACUACGAGUCGGCGCUUCGUGGAAAGAGGGCUGUCGAACAAGCGUAUGAGGAAGCUGGAACUAGGAUCAACGAACUUACUACCAUUAAUGUUAACUUGGCUUCCGCUAAGAGCAAGAUUGAGCAAGAGUUGUCGACUAUUGUUGCCGAUUAUGAUGAGAUUACCAAAGAGUUGCGCAUUUCGGAUGAACGCUACCAACGCGUCCAGACCGAGUUGAAGCACACCGUGGAGAUCCUCCACGAAGAACAAGAGCGCGUGGUGAAGAUCGAAGCCAUCAAGAAAUCCCUCGAGAUCGAAGUGAAGAACCUGUCCGUCCGUCUUGAAGAAGUCGAGGCCAACGCCAUUGUCGGCGGUAAGCGCAUCAUCAGCAAGCUCGAGGCCCGAAUCCGCGACAUCGAGUCCGAACUCGACGAGGAGAAGCGCCGCCAUGCUGAGACCAUCAAGAUCUUGCGUAAGAAGGAACGCACCGUCAAGGAAGUGAUGAUUCAGUGCGAGGAAGACCAGAAGAACAUCGCAUUGUUGACCGAGUCUUUGGAGAAGGCCAACGGCAAAGUCGCUCUCUUCAAGCGACAACUCCAGGAACAGGAGGGCGUUUCGCAGCAGAGCGUGACCCGCGUGCGCCGCUUCCAGCGGGAGUUGGAAGCCGCCGAAGACCGCGCCGACACCGCAGAGAGCAGUUUGUCGCUUAUUAGGGCCAAACACCGCACUUUUGUGACCACCAGCUCCGUGCCUGGCUCCCAGGUUUACCUGGUGCAGGAGACCAGAACCAGUGAGCAGAUGUAACUGCCGAAGCGAUCGCCGGAUCGUCUGUCUGAGCACACCUAACGAUCGAAGACACUCGAACCGGUCCAUGUUGUUCAUUUGAUUCAUUAUUUUUUAAUUUAUUUUAUUUUUUUCCGUUCGUGCACAUAAUGUUGAUGAAAAUUAUUAUUAUACAUAUAACUACCACUCUCUUUUAAAGAUUGUUAUUAAGUUAUUAACAGAAAGAAACAUACACAUUUCAUACGCACUAUUAAUAAACGAACAUGAGCGAUUUUUAUUUGUUUCGUGUAUCGCGACGUGUCUCUUAAUACGUAACUCGAGAAGGCUGUAAGGAAAUUUGUAGGUUUCAGGAUGUUAGGAUUAUCAUCUGUUAACUUCCACAAGGAUGCAGGAGUAAUGUACUAUGUAAGUUUGAAUGUAUUGUGUAAGAAUAAAUUGCUUGUAUACAA
This is a messenger RNA of Tribolium madens (black flour beetle), 3204 nucleotides long. RefSeq names its product paramyosin, long form. The transcript has 10 exons. The coding region runs from base 143 to 2776 and encodes 877 amino acids. Gene Ontology annotation, cellular component: myosin complex. NCBI's taxonomy places the organism in Eukaryota, Metazoa, Arthropoda, Insecta, Coleoptera, Tenebrionidae. The record is from RefSeq and is a predicted model, not a curated record.